UCAAAUUUAUUACAACAAAAGAAAAAAAAAGCGAGAAGAAAAAACAAACAAAAUUUGUAAACAUUUUGUACGAUUAAAAAUUAAGGCAUUUUUGGAUUAACGCGAAAAUUUGCAAUUGGAUUUAAAGCAUUUGUCGUGUUCGGAGUGCGCGUCCUGAAAAUCAACUGCUCUCUCACAAAAAAAAGUAAAUAAAUAAAUAAAUAUAAAUACAAAUAAAAGCAAAUCAAAUAAAUAAUAAAAGGCAACGUUGCAACUAAAUAAUAUUAAUCGAAACCAUAAAUAAUUGAAUAAUUCAAUAUAAAUAAAUAAUUUUAUGCGUUGGCAUCCAAAGUCGUUCACGCUUAACAAACGCAACAAACAAUUGCAAAAUUCCCUUUGGCUAAGAAUUAAUAGCGGCCCAAUUGCUUUUAUGCAAAGCCAGCUAAAUAAUUCGACGAAAUUCCAUUUUGGCAACAUUGAAAACAACAUUAAAAUUGAUAACAAACAAUUGAAGGCAUAUAACAAUAAGAAACCGAACGGUCCACAUAUUGUGGACAGCUUCCCUUGGCCUUGGCCCGAUCCUUUAAGCCAAAUACGAGCGAGUCAACAAGAGGAACACAACAAGUACAACUAACAAAAUGGAUCCACAACAGCAAUUUUGCCUCAAAUGGAACAGUUACUCGUCCAAUUUGGCAAUUACCUUCUCCAAUCUAUUCAAAUCGGAUCUGUUGGCCGAUGUCACAUUAUCCUGCGAUGGCGCCGUAUUUAGAGCACACAAAUUAAUAUUGGCUGCCUGUUCGAAAAAGUUCGCCGAUCUUUUCGAGAACACGCCCACAAAUGGCCAGUGCGUCAUCAUAUUGGAGGCGACCACGCCGGACAACAUGGCCGCACUGCUGGAGUUCAUGUACAAGGGCGAGGUGCACGUCUCCCAGGAGGCGCUCAACAGUUUUCUCAAGUCCGCAGAGAGUCUACAGGUCAAAGGUCUGUCCACAGAGACCGGCCGCCUGGCCGCCCAGCAGGCACAGCAGCAACACAUGGGCGGCGACAGCUCCCCCCUCGACUCACCCACCGGUCGGCGCAGCAUGCGCAACAGCUUAAGCGGCAGCAGCGGCGCCGGCAUUGUCGGCGGCGGCGGCGGCGGUUUGGUUGGCAGCAACAGCGGCCAGACAGCCGGUGGCAUGGGCAACGGCAAUGGGCUGAGCCUGGCGGGCGCCUUGAGCGGCAUGGCAGCUGCCGGCGGCAUGGCCGCCGCGGCCAGCGUUGCGGCUAGCGGCUUGAGCGCUCUGGCGGCCAGUGCUGGUGCAUUGGAUCGCUGCGGCAGUGCCGGCGGCAACAUCAGUGGCUCGGCAGCGGGCAGCGUUGGACCAUUGAGCUCUGGCGCCGGCGGCAACGGAGGCGGCGGCGGCGGCAGCGGCAGCGGCGGCGGUGGCAACGGCAUGGGCGGCAACAAUGGGCCAAUCAGUUUGGGCAGCGGUGCUGGCGCCGCUAUGCAUAUGGGCGGCUCGACGGGCAGCCUGAAACAGGAAUGCGACUCACUGAUGCAUGCGAGCAACUCCUCGGCGUUGGGCGCCAUGUCCGGCUAUGUGCCGCCCAUGUACCACCGACCGAUGUCCUUCAAUGAGCCGCUGCGCAAGCGCGCCCUCCGCAGUCCCUAUCCCGAACAGGAGCUGCGCGGCAGCGUACUGCGCGAUGGCUCCAAGAACUCCUCGGAGUGCCCCAGCCCCAUCAACAAGCCACCGUACCAUCGGCCCUCGUCCAGCGCCUCCUCAACGGCGCCCACCGAGGCGGACACAAUGCACUCGGAACGUGCCUCACCCCAGUCCAGCCGGUAUGAGAACCACAGUCCCAGCACCACAGCCGGCAAUGGGAAUGCGCCCAGCAGCCUGGAUCGGAUUGUCAAGUCGGAGCGCAACAAUGGCAGCGCCAAUGAGGCUAACGACGACGAACGCGAACUGAUGGAUGAGUCAACAGAUAAUGGCGCCGAGGAUUUGCGCGUGAAGCUGGAGAAUUCGAACUUUUCACCGCCGCCGGCCAAUUCGAACACCUCGUCGACCACACCGAAUACGCUGCUGGAGAACCUCAAGAACGCGGACGGCUCGCUCUCUGGCAAUUUGGCCGCCUCGAUAGCGCCCGCCGACAUGCUGAACGUGUGGAAUGCCACCAAGAUGAACAACAAGAACAGCGUGAACACCGCCGACGGCAAGAAGCUGAAGUGCUUGUACUGCGAUCGCCUCUACGGCUACGAGACGAAUCUGCGCGCCCACAUCCGGCAGCGGCAUCAGGGCAUCCGUGUGCCCUGCCCAUUCUGCGAGCGGACAUUCACGCGCAACAACACGGUGCGCCGGCACAUUGCCCGGGAGCACAAGCAGGAGAUUGGCCUGGCCGCCGGCGCGACAAUUGCGCCGGCGCAUGUCGCGGCAGCGGCGGCAGCUGCGGCGGCCGCCAAUCAUUCACCAUAGGAAGCGGCCGCAACGGCAGCGGCAGCAGUAGUCAUGAGCGCCCACAAGGAGGCGGCAAAGCAGCGUAAACGUAAAUCACUCAAAAUGGCAUUGGAGAAGUGCAUGCAGCGGCGGGACGCGAUGGCGUCCAGCAUCGAUGCGGCGGUGGCAGGCAGCGGGGGCGAAACUGCCACCAGCGUGAGGGGCGCAUUAACGGAGGAGGGCGACGAGGAGGCAGCGGCGGCGGCGGCCGCUGCCAGCGGGCUGCUCAGCUUUGUGCAGCAGCAGCAGCAGGUGCACCAGGAGCUGGCGUUGCAAAUCAAAGCGGCCAUGGCCGCCGAGCAGGAGCAGCAUCAGCAGCAGCGCCAGCAGGCCGAGGCAGCCGAGGCCAUGGACACCACGGCCAAUACGACGGCCAAUACAACCACAACAACAACGGCCACAACGACCACAACGGAUGGCAGCGAUGCGGAGGCGAGCGAUGUUAGCGGCAGCGAGGCGGCAGUUCGAGCAACUGCGUCCGCUGCCAUGGACAUUGAUGAGCCGCUGCGUUCGCCAGACCCGGAGUCCGAGCUGGUUGUGGUUGAGCCCAAGAUAGAGCCCCUCUCGGACAGCGAAGAGGAGCAGGAGCAGGAGCAGGAGCACCAGCACGAGCGGGAGCAGGAGGAGCAGCGGCUAUAUGUCGCAACGCCGCCCCCGCCCGCUGCUGAGAUGCACCGCACGCCCACGCCCACCAGCCAAAUGAUGUUGCCACACGAAGCGCCCACAUUGACCUCGACGCCCAAGCUCAAUGUGGAUGCGAAUGAGCAGUAAGCUAAACCCGCCCAAGUCCUCCCCCCCCAAAAAAAAGAAACCCCCCUUGAAGAAUUUAAUGCCACAAGCGAAAUUAUUGAUUGAGUGAUUGAUAAAGAGUGAUUGAUUGAUGUAUAGAGAAGAAACGUUUACGCGCUGAUCAUGAACAUCGGAUGAUCAGAACCUGAAGAACAUGAAGAAGAAGAAGAUAAUGACUACUGUUGCAACUGUUGUUGCCCUCGGAGACCACCUAUAAAAAACAAAAACAAAAAAAGUCCCAGCCUUUGCAGACUGGGCAGAAUGUUUACUAUAACUAAUCUAACUAACUAACUUUAAACACAACCACACUCACACACACACACACAGGUACACAAACGCAGUAUUUGAUGUUUAAAUAAUGAAGUUUAUGGACAAAUUUUAUUUCUGACAAAACUACACAACAACAAAUUAGCAAAAACAAAACUGAAAUAUUUUAAUUUAUUAAAAAAAGAGUAUACAACAAAUUGCAGUCCGGCUGAAAAAUCGUUUUCAGGGUGCUAAUUAAUAAAUAAAUAACUAACAAACAAAAAACGAGCAAGAAACUUGAAAGUAAAAGCAAGAAAAUAGUUAUGCUUACAAAAAAAGAGAAGUAAAUGAAAAGUUUGAACGUUUUUGAUUGGUGCCGCCAAACGUAGCUGAAAAGUAAAAUCAUAAUAAUAAUAAUAAUGAUAAUUGUUUAUGUAUUUUGUAUAAUAUAAUUCACAAUUAUUCUUUAAAAGAUGUUCAAUUUGUUUUUGAAAAUAACCGCUGCAAGUUGCCUCAAAUCAAAGUAAACAAAAGACAAAACUGAAUUUAAACUAUAAUUAAAAACAAAUCAAAACAACAAAAUAGCUGCAUACUACAACAACAACAACAACAACAAACCAACAACAAACUACAAACUACAAAGCAACAAUAGCAACAAAAACCGUAACCACAAGUACCUGCAAUAAUUAAAUAGUAUAAAACAAAUACAAAAAACAAAAAACAAAAAACAAAAAAAAAGAAAACAAACUUAACUUAAAUACAAAAGCAUUUAAUUGAAUUCUGUGCAGUCGGCUCGGGUAGAUUUCUUGUCUAGUUUUUUGUAAAUAAUUUUAUUAAAUUUAUAACACAGAUGGCAAGAAACAAACCCGGCUGACUGUCGCGCCUUCCCCGCCCCCGCCCCCGCCCCCUCGCUGUGUGUUCUUUGCAUUUAUAUUUAAUUUUUUUUAAUUUUUUCGAAACUCAAAAUUCGCACACACGCACAAACUUUUGAUAACAGAUUUGAUUUUUGUUUAUUUCUUUUAACGUCAACAAAAUAAGUAAAACAAUUGGUAAAUUGGGUGCCUAUAAAAAAUAUAUAAAAUUAAACAACUAUUAGUAAAAUUUUAUAAACAAUGUGAAAAACAAAAAGCAAAAAUCUAACAAAAUGCUUAUAUAUUUAAUCAAAGAACUAAAGUAAAACAAAAAAAAUCUAGCAAAAAUAACUAAGAGAUACUUGUUAAAAGUUAAAUGCAACAACAACAACAACAACAACAAAAACCACUCAAAAACGUUCUCAACAAACUUGACAAAGCAAACAACAAAAACAGCAACAAUUACAGCAAAAACAAAAAUUCAAAAUCGAAAACUUUUUGGCACACCUUUGGAAAACAUUUUUCAACAAAAAAAAACCCAAUUUUUCUUUUCACAACCAAAACCAGAAAAAAAAUGAAAAUGAAACAAGAGAAAAUGAAAAUUUAACUUAAAUUCGAAAUUCUGUUUUUUCGGCUCCAUAUAAUUUUUGUAACUAAAAUGCUGUAAAAAAUCAAUGAAAAAUUCUUGUUGUAAGCAAAAUAUGAAAUGCCAAGGCCUGCGCCAACAAGUGGGCGUGGCACUGUAUAUAGUUAAAAACACACACACACACACACACACAGUUUAGAGUUUAAGGCUCAGUUGUAAAAGCAUAUUAAAUGCCUAAAGUUAGGAUCUACCUAUAUAUAUAUAUACAUAUGUAUGUGUAUGUAUAUAUAUUAAGCGCAUAUGUAGGAACACAUAGGCUCGCCAAAAGUUGCUUGCAAGUACAUUUUCUCUUAGUUUUUUUCUUUUAGUUUUUCCUUUAUUUUUUUUUUAAGUUGACACAAUAGUGCAAGAUUUUUGUUUACAUAUAACUACAGGGUGAUACACACGCACACACGCACACAAACACCACACACACAUACACAAAACUACAAUAGCUGACUACAAAAAAAAAGAAAAACACUCAAAUAGUAUUCAAUUAACGGAAUAGAUCUAGUUACAUACUCUAUAUAUAUAUAUAUAUAUAUAUCCAAUACAAUACACACGCACGCACACACACAUACACACACACACGCCGCUGGCCGCCGGAGUGCAGACUGUGAGAAGCGCAUAGAGCGGCCAUGCGGUGCCGUUACAUUUCUUUGUGUAGUUCUUACGUAAUGUACCCAAAAACCCAGUUUGUUCUGUGAUGUGCAGCGUCCGAACCGCGUUCGGCGCUGCAAAGUUUUUGUUUUCUUUUAAUUUUUUUUUUAUAUAUUUCUUCGAUCCUGCUUUUUCCUAACCGUAAAUCGAACAGCAAACAAUAAGAAAAGAAAACAGAAAAUAUUGAAAAAUAAUUGCAAUAAUUUAAUUUUCUAAAAAUUACAAAUACUACCAAGUUUUUUUUUUAGUGAAAGUUUAUGUGAAUUCACAAAAUAUAUAUUUUGAUUGCUUUACAUAUACUACCACCCCACCCCAACCCCAACUCCCCCACCCCCCUCGCUCAAAGCCUGACCACGCCCACAGUGUGGGCGUGCCGCCUGCCGGCGCAACGUUCUCUGGAGUCUGAAUUACAUAUUAUUUUUAAGUACGUUGCCGUCGGUGGGCGUGGCGCGCCAGCACAGCUGCUGGGCGUGGCAUAUGGCAGAAGGCGCAACAAUUGCAUUACAAAUAUUAUGUUGAAAAUAUAAUAUAUAUUUACUAAAUAGUUUUUAUCUCGUCGUCGGUAUGUUUAGGUAUUUGUUUUUAGCACUUAGUUUUAUGUUUAGACUUGUGCACAUGUAUAUGUGCAUGCAUAUGUAUGUAUGUAUGUAAAUCAAACUCAGGAACUCAUAUACCUCAGAAUCGAAACUACCUCUUUGUUUUUCCUUAUGGUUUUUGGCAAACAGCUGCAAACAAUAUAUAAAUGGAAAACAUCAAAGUUUAAUUUGAAGAUGCUAAUGAAAUAAAAACAACACACAGCUUUAGUUCUUAGUUAUGUAUUUUCGUUUUAGUUUAUUUUUAAUGGGACAUAAAUCCUAAACAACUAAUCUUACGCAACAAUGCAAAAGACACUUGCAACACACACCCACACAAGCACACACACACAACAAGCAAUAGCAACUAAUUACAAAACAACAAUCAAAUAUCGAACUGCAAUAGUUAACUAAACUACCUCAACGGGCCCCCAAUAGACUGCGCAUAUAGCAAAUAUAUCUUAAAUUUAAAGAAAAACAAAUCAAAAACAAAUACUUAAAAAAUUUUUCCUUUAAGUUUUGUUUGUAAAAUGGUGACACAAAGUAAAUCGAUGGUUCGACACACACACACACACACACACACACGCACAUACACACACACACACUCACACCUACACAACUUUUGGCUUUUCAUUUCGAAAUAUUUACAAAAACACUUGAGUAAAAGAGAGAAAAAAAUUCAUUUGCAACACAUUUUUUGGCUUAACAAAAACAAAAACCUUAACUAAAUUUGUUUGUUAAAAAACAGAAGAAGAAGAAGCACAACAACUUUGGCAAACAGAGGUUUUUUUUUGCAUUAGUUUUUUGUAAAUAUGCGCUAAAUUUAACACGAAAUUUCAACAAAUAACAAAAACAAAAAAAAUAUGAUGAUGAACAUUUAAUGUAAAGUUACAAUCUUUGGCUAUACUAACUAACUAGAACUAUGACUAAAAUUUUAAUAUGUAUAUGUGUCUAAGCAAAAACAAUGUGUAUACAUACAAUUUCGGCAAAGCAACUGAAUGAGGCAAAAAACAAAACAAAACAAACAAAA
Drosophila montana is the source of this 7232-nucleotide messenger RNA. RefSeq names its product Chronologically inappropriate morphogenesis (gene chinmo). Lineage: Eukaryota; Metazoa; Arthropoda; Insecta; Diptera; Drosophilidae. Gene Ontology annotation, cellular component: nucleus. The transcript is spliced from 6 exons. The record is from RefSeq and is a predicted model, not a curated record. Gene Ontology annotation, biological process: regulation of transcription by RNA polymerase II. Gene Ontology annotation, molecular function: protein binding.